Molecule: messenger RNA, 3440 nt
Organism: Magnolia sinica
Lineage: Eukaryota; Viridiplantae; Streptophyta; Magnoliopsida; Magnoliales; Magnoliaceae
Exons: 5
Coding region: 438-3020 (860 amino acids)
Biological process (GO): post-transcriptional regulation of gene expression
Cellular component (GO): cytoplasm
Molecular function (GO): mRNA binding
Source: RefSeq, a predicted model, not a curated record
CUCUCUCUCAGUUGUUUUUCUUCUUCUUUCUCGCUCUUGUUUAAUGGUGGAUUUUCUACUGUACUCGACCGUAUAUAUAUACUAUUAAAACCGUAUAAAUGAAAACCCAUUUCAUUUCUUUUCCAUUCCUUCCCCAUCUCCUCAUCUUCUCCUUUGCAUGCUCCACCAACUCUUCUCAGAAAAAAUCCCAAAUGAAAUGUACAUGAAAUGCAAUUGAAUUUCACCAUCGUCAUCUUCUCCAUUCCCAAUCCAUCAGUUUGUUGAAAAAGAAAAAUCUCAUCUGAUUCAAUGGUUUUACAGCCUCUCUGGAUUGGUUUCUGAUGUGGGUGGUUGGAUUUCUUGAUAUUGGUUUUUGAUUUUUUUGGUCUUUUCUGUCUGUUGUUCUUGUUUGGAAGAUCGAAAGAAGUUGGAGAAAUUUGAAAAAAGAAGGAAGAAAGAUGAAGCUAGAGAAGCCAGAUGAUGAUGAGUUUGAGAUGCUGUUGGAGGAGAUCCCUCAUGCAACAUCUCACCACCAGCAUCAUCAUCAUCAUCAUCAUGACCAUCAACAACAACAACAACAUCACCAUCAACAUGAACAUAAUCAUCAUGUGCAUGUUCUUGAUGGACAUGGUCAUUCUGGGCAUGCUCAUCAUGGCCAUGGUCAUGUCUCUAGUCCUAAGACAAUUCCUGGCGUGUGUGAUGAUGACCCGAUAUCAUGUCAUGGGCAUGUUCAUGAUGGACAUGCUCACUCUGGGCAUGCCCAUAAUAGCCAUGGCCAUGGCUAUGGCUCCAGUCCUGUUCAGGCAAUUCAUGGCAUGUAUGAUGAUGACCCAUCUUGUCAUGGGUAUGUAUGUGUCUCCCCUGUCAGCGGAGUCUCCCUCCGUUCUGAGGUCUCCUCGUCGAGCUCUCUCUCUGGAAGGCUCUCCCCCGAUGACGGCGGAUCGCCACCGCCCCCUGCAAUCAAAUACCAAACCCCACUGAGGAAAACCCAAUACCCAAAUGGGUUCUGGCCGUCGCGGGAAUCGGAAACGCCUGAUUACUCUGCUGGGAAGAAUGUCAACACGAGCUUCACCGGCGAAUUGGGUUUGUCCGACAAGCUCUGGAAAAUGUGUAUUAGAGACGGAGUAGAAGAUGCGUCGAGAUUGGGAAACACUGCCCGCCCGUAUGGAACACAGUUCACUGACUUCCCUUUGGGUGGGGGUGGGGCUGAGCAUGGCAAUGUUGUAAUGAAGAGUCCAUUUGGAGAUUGCAGGAAUGGUUUUUCUAAUGAUUAUGGACAGCUCCGAUGCUUGGGUGUUCCGAAUUCUCCCCUCUUUGAUGAGGAGAUGAGGCGGUCGAUGCUGGGAUUGCAGCAGCAGCAGCAGCAACAACAUCGAAUAGGUAAUUUAUCACGGUCAUGUCUCCCAUCCCAUUGGCCGGAUGUUCCUUUAUAUCCGGGUCAGUAUAUGGACUCGAUGAAUUAUCCAUGGAAGCAACCUAAAGAGCAUCUGAGCGUUGAAGCCUUGAGUAAUUUGCGGUCUCAUUCCGAGGCUGCUUUCGGUAGGAACUGUUACAACAGGGAAAUUCAUGCCCCGAACGCUGCCCCUUCUAUAAACAGGCCUUCCAUUGCAGAAAUGUUUUUCCACUCACAGCGAAAUGGAAUUGAUUCCAGUGGAGACUUGGGCAGGUUGGAUUAUCCAAGUUCGCCAUAUGCCCCACUCCCAAAGGUGGCUUCAGGUGUCGGAAAUCCACUACAUUAUAACUCACCUAUGUUCAGUGAUAGGGCCGGGUGGUUCCCGAACGAUUGGGCUCCACAAUCUCAUCCGUCUAUGAGAAGUGUGCCGGAGUUGGAGGCUUUUACUUGCGAGGAUAAUUUAAUAAUACAGGGUAAGGAUUUUAAUUACAGGAUAAAUGACAAACAAGAUCUUUCGAGGGAAUACCAAAGCUGGCAGCAUGAUGAUAUUGGCCGUGCACGCUCAAUAGAUAAGAACUCUGAGUUGGAUGGCCGAACGCGUUCUACUGGAAUUCCAUCAGGGAAUUCUGAGAUUGGACGCAGCCCACGCUCUCCAAUUCUGCCGCUGAAGUAUAAUUCGCUGAUGGAAGUUGAAGGAUAUAUUUACUUGAUUGCGAAAGAUCAGCAUGGUUGUCGGUUCUUGCAGCGGAAAUUUGAUGAGGGGACUCCCCAAGAUGUGCAGAUGAUAUUCAAUGAGAUCAUCAACAAUGUUGUUGAACUUAUGAUGAAUCCAUUCGGGAACUAUCUCAUGCAGAAGCUGCUGGACGUUUGCACUGAAGAACAGAGAAUGCAGAUUCUCCUUGUGGCGACGGCAGAGCCGGGCGAGCUUGUUAGAAUAUCUUUAAACACGCAUGGCACCCGUGCAGUUCAGAAGCUUAUAGAGACUCUCAAAACCCGGCAGCAAAUUUCUUUGGUUAUUUCAGCCCUUGAACCAGGUUUCCUUGAUCUCAUCAAGGACCUGAAUGGGAAUCACGUGGUCCAGCGAUGCUUGCAAUGCCUUAGUGCUGAAGAUAAUAAGUUCAUUUUUUAUGCUGCUGCAAAGUAUUGUGUUGAUAUUGCUACUCAUCGCCAUGGAUGUUGUGUUCUGCAACGCUGCAUUGCUUAUUCAACUGGAGUGCAUAGAGAAAACUUGGUAGCAGAAAUUUCAGCUAAUGGGCUUCUCCUUGCUCAAGAUCCUUUCGGAAAUUAUGUGGUCCAAUAUAUAUUGGAGUUGAAGAUCCCAUUGGCAAUUGCAAAUUUGGCUUCUCAAUUUGAAGGAAACUAUGUACACCUUUCGACGCAGAAAUUCAGCAGUAAUGUGGUCGAGAAAUGCCUCAAGUUCUUUGGAGAAGAAAGCCGAUCAAGGAUUAUCCAUGAACUGCUGUCGACAUCUCGGUUUGAGCAGUUACUGCAAGACCCAUAUGCAAACUAUGUCAUUCAAUCCGCUCUAGUAGUUUCCAAGGGUCCUCUCCAUGUGUCACUGGUUGAAGUGAUUCGACCUCAUGCAGCGGUUCUACGAACAAGCCCGUACUGCAAGCGGAUUUUCUCGCGGGCCCUUUUGAAGAAGUGACAUGCAUCCUCCACGGUAAGAACCAUGUUGUUGCUCUUGAUGAUUGCUAGCAUAUUACUGUACCGGCCACUGGAUUUUGAGGAUUAAACUUUAAGAGCCUGUUGAUAUCCCAAAGGCAGCUCAAAUGACGAUUUGGGUUGCAUGGAGAUGUGCAUGCACGAGGUUGUAGAGUGUAAAAACUAAGCAAUUUUGGUUUUUUUUUUUUAAUUGCUUUAACUCGUAUGGUUAUCGUCCUUUCAACGUUGUAUUUUCCUGCAGACAUGGUAAUCCAGAAUCUGUUUAUCCUCCUUAUAUAAAAUAUGAAAGGGUCACUGUAUGUGAUUGUACAGUGUAAGAAUUAUGCAGUUUUGCUUCCUAUUGCAUAAGCAAAUGUUGUGAAUGUAUUCAUAUAUUGCUCGUAUUUAAUUACCAUUGUAAGUA